CCUAAGUCGGCAGACGCACUAAGCGUCGACACUGCGUCGACUCGUCCUCCUGCCUCUGCCCCCCGCUCUUGCCCCGUAACCCCCCACGACUUCGCCCAAUCUGUUGCAAAACAUACAGUCGCUAGGCAAAUUGCCCGCCAUGCCCGCGCGGCGCGCGUCGGCGGCCGCUCAGAACAUCGCGGGUGCGGUGUCGCGCGUUCACAAAAGCAACGGCUCCAACCAUAGCGUGUCUGGGCCAUCCUCGCUCGCGCCGUCCUCGCAGAAUGCACCGUAUUCGAGCUCGUCGAUACCCACCACGCCCCAGCAGAAAGUGGUUUACGUGCUUGUGAAUAGGUUGAAGAGCAAGCUACCUUGCAACUCGGGUAUCACACUCACGGACGUGGAAGGAGAUGAGGCACUAGGACAAGUUGUUGAGUCUCUGGUCGAGCUUUCGCGGGAUUCGCUAGACAUCAUCGGAUGGGCACUCACAGAGUUGCUGGAGAAGCUGAACAAGGCCGAUGCCAAUGGAUACAGGAGCGUCGAGGUCCUCCAGUCGCAACUAUUCAUCCUCAAGGUCCUCGCCAUUUGCAUGGCAUCGCGCUGGGGACAUCGCCAAGAGGGGACCAGACCGGGGUCGCGCAACAGCAAGGAACCCGCGAACACGACCUCCAAGCCGAGUACGCCGGAGACCCGCACCCUAUCCGCUCAAAGUCGACGGCGUCAGUGGUCGACUGAACAUCUUUCCCUCUUGAUCGAGCCGCCCCCGCUUGACGACAACUGCGCUAAGUACAUCCUCAGUGUGAUGGUGCUACUUCUGCGGCAGACUGCCCCAAUGAGGAACCGUUUGAUGUCAGCAGCGAAUAUGGACUUCGCUGCAUCGCAUCACGACUUCGAGUCCGUGGAAUCGCCGGACUACAUCACUAGCGUAGACGUCGGCGGAUCCGGCCUACCCUCUCAAAUCGUUUCACUUCCGCACAUGUUCAGGUCAAGACACGCGUCGUCGACUUCACUGAACUCCGGCACGCCCAGCGUGACAUCGACUAGCCAUGCCUCCAAGCAUUCGCUCGUAUACGAGAAGACAUCUGUCGUUACGUCCAAGUCGAUCUCCUCUCUGAACACACUCAUCUCGAAGUUCGCCGGGCGCGUGGUAUACCAUCUCUCAGCUUCGAAUUGGCACAUCGUCUUGGCUCGCAUUCGCAACAAGAUUCACUACCUCGCCAGCACGACGGAGACGGAUCCUGACAUCAUCGACCUCCAGCUCAUGAUGCAUAGUGCGCUCGAUCGACCAAGACUCAUUCAAGCCUUGCAGGAGUUGUCUUCACUGCUUCUCAACAUGAAGCAGGAGGCUCAAGCAGCAAUCGCCAUUCCGCUGCGCGUUGCUAUCUGGAACUGGAUUGAACUGUGUCCCGAGGAGUUCAAUGACACCAUUCGCCAUCAUCGUCGCAUGGAGGGCGCACCUGAACGCGUUUUCGACAUUCUGUUCGAUUCGCAGGAGGCUCAACACAAUCCUAAUGUGUGGCCAACGCUCACGGCCUUGGCAUGUAUCAGCUCCGAGCGGACGAGGACUGAUUUCCAGUCGAACUCCCUGGGCAUACCGAUCCUCAAGGGCCACCAGAACCGUCGGGACCGGAACUUCUUCGAAAUCAUGAUGCGUAACCUGGUCUCACCGACCGCGAAACUGUCCGAGGAAGCCUUGAUCUGUUGCUUAGACAUGUGCCGGGCAGCUUUUCGUAUACGACCCGAAGACGGCUCUGAGCACAUGUUACAGUUGACUUCUCAUGACCUUGCUCACGAGAUGAAGCGUGCUUUGGUGAACUGGAAUGGGACGAAACCCUUCUGGGAGUGGUCUGAAGAGAUCGAUGUCGCCAUCAUCGCCGACAUGCUUGUGACACUCUUCCGGUACUUGCCUGGCGAUGAGGUCAUUGACCUUUUCCACUUGUGUCUCGAGCCCGAACGAUCGGAUGCAGUCAAGAUUUCCGCAAUCAAGGCCUGCAUUACUCUGGUAGAUGAUGCGUCGAAAUGUCCCUGGCAACAAUCCCUCGAAACCUUGAGGGAAGCACUUCAAGAGAGAUUUGCUCGCAUUCUCCAUGCAUCGUUGACCCGUCGCAGCGAGCUUGAUUCCCAUGGGAACAUGAAGAAGCCUGCGCUUCGUCCCAAAGCGAAGCGGUACACGUCAGAGACACUGCCUGACAGAGAGUUGCUCGCAUAUUCUCUUCUAGCUCUCUAUCGUGCUGAACCGAUGCUGUUCUUGAAUCAUUUGGACAUGAGCCAACAGUCUCAAUGGAUCAAGUCAUGCGUCGAGGCAUGGCAUGCCCCCGCCGAUCCUGCUAUCAAGAUGAGCAUGGCCAAGACGUUCCGCGGCUGGGUGAAUGCGAUGGUACGACUGCCUCCUGAGCAUCCGCGUUAUGAAGCCUGCUGCGCCUGGCUGGCCGUUGUCUCUCCGGCGAUUCUGGCUACCGUCUGCACCAACUUACUGCUCGCGCGUACCGACAUGCAGGCACAACGUAUGUGGAUCAAUAUGGCGUACGAGAUCAUCUAUCGGUUCACGAAGUCCACGGAGACGGAGCAGAUUCGACGGGUCAAAAUCAACACAGAUCGUGUCUCGGCGUUCGCUGUGGCGGAAAUUGCCUUUCUCGUUGCCUUGACAUCUGCGGACGCCAACGUCACUCUGACCGCCGCGCAUUGCCUUCGGCUGCUUGCACAGGCAGAGACUGCACCUGAUGCUCCGUCGUCGAAUACGCACAGCGAGGAUGAGCGAGUGAAGCGGUAUCCCAUCUACGAACAACUCGGCGAUCCGAAGGUCCUUGUAGUCGGCCGUAUUGGCCACCAGAAACGUGUUCGCAGACUCAUGCGGUUGAUGCCUUCGACGUCUCCCGUACAUGUUGCGGUCUGGGAGGAAUGUUACUGGCGUUGGUGUGCGCUGAACGAGAUGGUUAUCAGGAGGUCAACUGACAGCACUGCCGACGGAUUCGAGGCUGGAAUUGCCCCCGUUGGCGAGAAAGUCUUGACGAGCGAGGAGAUACAUGCUCAAUGGCAGAAUUUGACGCUCUUCUUGGCCUCAUUUGGGUCAGCAUGUCUGCGGGACGAUGACUCGUCCGAUGUGACACUGGAUGUCGCGCCGCACUUCCUCCCGGAUGCCAUGCGGAUCCUUCGAAACCCCGCGGAAUUGUUACGUGAUUUCUUGGGCGUCCUCAUCGACUUCAUGGUCUCGGACUCCAUUCAGACACGAGAUACUGCCAGAGACGCGCUUGGCAGUGAAGCAAGUCCUCGUCUCUUCACCAAGAUCUUCAGGGAACUUGACAGCGUCGUUCGCGAGCUCGCCGCCAGCGACACUGUUCAUUGGAACACUUUGGCGCUCUUCCUCGAACAGUUCCUCGUCAUUUUGAAGGUGUUGGUGGAGAAUGCUCAGUAUCUCGAAGAGAUCCGUGGCAUGGAUCUUGGUUCGACUCUGGCCGUGAUAGCAUCAUUCAUCGGUCGCUUCCAUGAUGUGAGCUCUUACCGCUUGCGGCUGAAGUUCUGCAGCCUGUGCGAGGGCGUGUUCAGCCAAGGGGAGUCAAUUGCCAUGCGAAAGGACAGUAGCAACAGACAGAAGAUCGCUGACAUAGUCACCGAGUGGAUUCAAGACUCUGCUAUGUCUGAUCAUGGUUUCGCUGUGCAACAACGGGAGCUCAAUCUGCCCGCAUUCCGUGCCGCGGUGAAGUUAUUCGAUCGACUGGAACUUCAGGCUCCCGAUGGUACGACAGGCGAAGAGGCGACGCAUGUCGUCUCGCGGAUGUUUGUUCGCUACACAGGCGUCCUGUUCAAGGCUUGGGAAUGUUCUCGUUAUGACAUAGCCGCAACAGAUGAUCGUUCAACCGACAACUCGGCUUCACCGGGACUGCGCUCGUUGCAACGGGAUGGUGAGCUCCGCGAGCUCGUCAUUACGGGCUAUGCAUCGUUGGUCAGCGCAAAUCCUGAGGUCGGGGUGAAGCAUUCGCUGCCGCUUGCCUAUGAGAUGGAUAGCGCCAGGCGGGUCAUCUUUUCCUAUGUUUUCACGCGGGUACUCCCACAAGGAAUCUCCUUGGAUAGUCAAGAGCAGCCUGCAGUCGUCCCACGUCAAAGCAGGCUCUGCGAGUUGGUCAAGGGUCCAGAUCUUUCUCUCGCUCUGGCGAUCUGCGAGGUCUGCCCGGCAUCGGAAGUGGACAGUCUCAUAUCUGUCAUGCUCAACCUCUUCGACACACGUUCCGCCCUCAUGACCUUGUUGAAAAACAUGAUCGACCUCGAAGUUGGUCGAACAGACAGUGACACUGCGUUGUUCCGGGGCAAUACUACUUGUACUCGCUUCUUGUCGGCAUUCGCAAACAUCUACGGCUACAACUAUCUUCGCAGCCUCAUCGUACCCCUCAUCAAGACGAUGGCUUCGAUGCCGCCGGGGCAUGGCUACGAGUUGGAUCCAGCCAAGGUUGGUGAAGAGGUGGCUACUGCUAAUCGCGAGACCAUUCAGUUCAUCACCUCCUCCUUCCUUCAAAUCAUCUUGUCCUCCAUUCCUGCUGUCCCACCCAUGCUUCGAGAGGUUUGUGCGCAUAUUGCGAAGGUUGUGAACGAGGUGUGGCCCGAGGCGAAGUUUGCGGCCGUCGGGGCAUUCAUGUUCCUGAGAUUCAUUUCCCCUGCCAUAGUCGCGCCGGAGAUCAUCGACGUUGACAUCCCUAAAGACGACUGGGUAUUGCGCCGUGGCCUCAUGUUGGUCGCUAAAAUCAUCCAGAAUUUGGCGAACAACAUUUUCUUCGGGAAGGAACCUCAUAUGAUUGCUCUCAACGACUUUCUGAAGGAAAACAUCGUGAACGUGACGAGAUUUCUUAGCGACCUCAAUAAGACGGGACCGGCAUUCCAGGAGGAGGAACCAGAAGAAUGGUUGGACACAACGUAUGACGACACGGACACGAUUGUGCUGCAUCGUUUCCUGGAGAAACACGCCGACAGAGUUGGCAAGGAGUUACUGAGCACCUCCAAACCUCCGCCAACAACGGAAAGAUUGUCAGCGUCAGCGACAGCAGAAAUGGCGGCUGCCCACGCAAAGCGGAUAUGGGAUUCUCUCUGCGCUGCCUUAGUCGAGCUGGGUCAACCAUUGGAAGGCCCUAAGUUGACAGCUGCGGAUAGCCAACAGCAUACCGAGUAUCUGGACUUGAUGACAAGAUACGAGCAUAGAGAUACAAGCUCAGUGCAAGGCCUCUUCGUGGAGGCAGCGACGCCUGAAUCGUCUAAGGCAAUCUUUGUCCUGGCGGUGUCUCGGAUCGACGUUGAAGUCCUGGACAUUGAACUCUUGUUGUUCUAUAUCUUCAAGACCGUUAUCUCGCCAUCACAUGAGAGCCGGGACUUCGAUAUCAUCUUCGACUUCACCUGUUUCACCCUGGCCUCACAACUUCCUUUGCAGUGGCUGAAGUUCGCCUACGAAGUCAUCCCUUCCGAUAUACGUCGCCGGUUCGACACAGCACAUAUCCUAACUCCCAAUCAGCUUGCUACGAAAUAUCUGAAGCGUGUCUACAAUCUCUCCUCUGGCAUCGAGUUCUCUAGCAAUUGUGCCACGUAUUCCUCCGUAGAAGAGCUCAUCGACCAUCUUUUCGAAGGAACGACACUAGCCGCGCUUGACUAUGCUCUUGCUUUGGAAGCAGAACCGCGUACUCGUUUCGACGAAGUCACUAUGCGACACACCCAUCCCAUGCGUGUGCCAGUGAGCCUUGAGGUCGCACAAAGUCAUCUACGCAUCACGACGCUCAAGGCGUUACCUAUCGGAGGUUCUAUGUCCUGCAGAGCCACCGACAUCAUUGUGCUCUCGGAUGUGAACGACGUGUAUAACGUUUCCACCGGCCAUGAAACACACGAAUUCAUCAUCCGGAAGAUUCGUCACGGUGCCACUUUGUACUUCUCCUCGCACGCGCGGGACAACAUCGUGAAGGCGAUCCGGACCGCUAAGAGUACGCUGCGGAGUGUAGAGCUACCAGGUACAGAACGGCAAUCUCGGUUCUCAAACGUUGUCGCCACACUGCUGCACGUCGGAAUGCUCGGUGUCAACUCGCGGGAAGAGGAUGUAAGGAUUGCAGCCAACGAACUCCUGCAAGCAGUCUGCAUAUAUCUCGAUUUCGAGGGGAAGCCGCUUGUUGCUUCCAAAACGAGCUUGGUUAACGGACUUCCUGAACCCUUCCUAAUUCAAUUGAGCGAAGGCUUAGCCAACUUUGCGCCUCACCUCACGCUCGAUUUCCUGACCGAGAUCUCGACCAGCAUGGGUAGAGAGUCUAUACCCGACAGGAUCCUAUGUAUUCAGUACAUGGCGCCUUGGCUGAAGAACCUCGCAUACUUCAUGGAUCCUACAAACAAGCACUACGACCCUUCUACCACCAAAUUCCGCGACUGCGUCCGCGUGCUCGUCGACCUAACCAUGGCGGACAACGAACUUCACAACAUGGUGCUGAAGUACAUCUGGGCAGAGAUCGGUAGACUGGACAGUUGUGUCGUCAAUGCUGUUCUGGACGAGUUGAUGCGUGCGGCCGUGGACGGCGGAGUAGCAUCUGUGCGAUGCGAAAGGGUUGCUGACACCAUGAGCGCGAUCACGUCUAUCAAUGUUCGAGGUCGCAUAUUGUCACGAUUGCGCAAGGUUGUCGGCAAAACCUCGACGAAACCGACGAAGAGUCUCGCAGACAAUGUGCACUGGAAUGAGAUCUCGUGUUUGCUCAGGCUAGCCCUCGUGGCGGGCCAUCAUUGCAAGAAUGUUGUCCAGAGCCAGCUUUUCGUACCUGAAACGGUACAUCUGGUCACCCUCACGGCAGCAACAGGGCAAACCUACGUCCGAACCGCGGUAUACGGGAUCGUCGUCAACCUACUCAACGCUUUAUACACGGCUCGACUGGCGGACACGUCGGCCAGUCCGGAGAUCCAACAGCUCAUCAACGAGUGCGAACAGCCAGAGACGCUUCGGCUGUUUGGGCUGCUACGGCCGACUCCCACGAGCGACUAUGUCAACCUUGACCCUCCCAGCGACAAGCUGUACGUCGACACGAUGGAAAGCCUCGUCCGAUUCCUGUCACGGGUACUCGAGACAAUCGCGGGUACUAAAGGCCUCUUGAAUGUCUGGCGUGCUCGAUGGAUGAGCCUGAUCACGUCUUCAGCAUUCCAGCUCUCACCCGCUGUGCAGACUCGUGCUUUCGUUGCGCUGGGUGUCCUCGCGACGUCAGAUGUCGACGACGACCUGCUUUAUCAGAUGCUGGUUGCUUUCAAGACGGCGUUGUCGCAGUCAAGCGAGAACGAGACCACCUCCGUUGUCAGCAUGCUGCGCUGCAUCCGUAACGUCGUCCCUGCUUUGCCUCGGUAUUCUCGCUACCUCUGCCAACUCUUCUGGCUCGCUGUCGCUCUCCUCCAGUCCAGCCACAUGGUGCUAUACGUGGAGGCCAUCCAUAUGCUGCGUGUGACGCUCGAGGUCAUGGACAGUCAGGGAGCGUUCGAAGAGAAAGGGGUUUCAGCCACACUGCUGGACGGCAGGGCGGUGCUCGAGGAUGUAGCAUGCCAGCUUGAUCAACUCCUUGGUCUAUCAUUCGAGUCGAACUUCUCCUUUUCGCUGGCGGCUAUCGUCUUCAAAGGCACCCGGAACCCGAACCUCAGAGAUCCUGCCGAGGCUGCGCUACGAACGCUCAUGAAGAUCACUGUUCGCUCAUGUGGAGAGGUCGAGCAUGCUGAUGACGGGCCUGGUUCGUCUAUUUGCCAGCAGAUCUUGGGUUACUUUCUCGCUCUGCUACCGACCUCAACGACAACGGCGACAUUCAAGCGGCUGCUGGAGGAAUCAGCUGCCGACCCGUCGUGGUUGUCGCACAACCUGUUGACUGCGAGCAGUGACGAUGACCCCGUCGCCAAGGUCCCGUUCGCCCUCUUGGGGCUGUCCGACGCCAACACUGUCCUCUUCGUGACGUCGUUCGUCGGCGCAAUCUUGCAGACAGCGCAAGGUGACGACGCGGAAUCACAAAUCCUCUGCAACCUGCUGUCGGAUAUCGCUGACGCUUUCCCGGAUGUCGUCUCGAUGGCAUAUGAGAGCUUGCAAGACAGGAUCAGGGAUGUUUUCGCGAACUCUGCCAGCCCGGCUAUCCUGAGCGCCGUGUCGAACCUGUUCAGGGUAGCCGUACACGAUGCCGAAAGGAAUGGAACCGCGCCGGGCUCUACGUCCUCAUUGAGCAUCGAAGACGGUAUACCCCAUGGCCCCGGCCGCAGCCAUCUGUUUGCACUGGAGGAGCAGGGGAUGCAGGGCCUCGCGAACAGCUUCCAAUUCCUGCCCCCGAACCAAGGCCAUGCCACGAAGAUGAUGAAUUGGAUCUCGGAGUUGGUUAUGAAGAUCAUCGAGUGAUACGGGUCUCGGGAGAAUGCAUCCGGCGACGUAACAUGUAUAGCAUAGUCUUUUACGCAUCUAACUUAACACAUACUAUUCACGGUAGAGUUCAUACUGCACUUUGUCUACCUCCCCCUCCACCGUCGAUAUCCUCACCGUCAUAAGUCUGACUAGCAUUUGGGUGUACUUAAUGGUGUUCUCGCACUAGCUUUCUGUAGGAUAUGUCGCUUCCACUCUGCUGCAUCUCACACUUUGCUUUCCGACACUUUGUCUGCUGUCGUGCAUAAUCUUUCGAAUGAACUUUCUUCUCAUAGUCA
Molecule: messenger RNA, 8640 nt
Organism: Rhodofomes roseus
Lineage: Eukaryota; Fungi; Basidiomycota; Agaricomycetes; Polyporales; Fomitopsidaceae
Exons: 35
Coding region: 140-8341 (2733 amino acids)
Biological process (GO): regulation of GTPase activity
Source: RefSeq, a predicted model, not a curated record